Candida albicans SC5314 is the source of this 1914-nucleotide messenger RNA. It is a transcript of the gene HMI1, whose product is annotated as ATP-dependent 3'-5' DNA helicase. Gene Ontology annotation, cellular component: nucleus. The record is from RefSeq and is a predicted model, not a curated record. Lineage: Eukaryota; Fungi; Ascomycota; Pichiomycetes; Serinales; Debaryomycetaceae. Gene Ontology annotation, biological process: recombinational repair. The coding region runs from base 1 to 1914 and encodes 637 amino acids. Gene Ontology annotation, molecular function: DNA binding; 3'-5' DNA helicase activity; hydrolase activity. The transcript has a single exon.
AUGGAAUUAACACCCACACAGUUGGAUAUUGUCAACCAUAAUUAUGAUCCACAGACAGUACUUUCAAUUCAAGCAGGGCCAGGAACGGGUAAAACAUUUGCACUAAUCAAAAGAAUACAGAAACUCAUUGCUGAUGGUGUGCCUCCACAAAGUAUUGUCGUGCUUUCAUUGACAAAUAGAACGGUUAAUUCAUUGAGGUCUGCGCUUUCCGAGUAUAUCGGAGGUGAUACAGGUGAUGUAGUUAUAAAGACAUUUCAUUCUUUUGCCUUUGAUUUGAUUGAGUCCAAUUUGCAAGAGUAUUUUCCUGAAAAGGGUCGACAGAUGUUGUUAGAUGAUAUAAGUUUUCAAAACUAUAGGACAUUAUUUAUGACUGGUAACAGUGUUAAGCAGCUCCAUUUGGAAAAGGCAUUACUGGAGGUUAGAGAAGGUAAAGAUGUAGCUAAUGUGGCAGAGAAGUACGGGAUUUCGCAGUCAGAUUUGCAUGAAACGAUAAAGUUUCUUAACGACAACGGCAUGAUUAGAUAUCUGGAUUUCAUAAGAGACGCAAUUGAAUUAUUAGAUGUAUCCAAGGGUGAGAUUGUCAAGGAUAUACGUGUGUUGAUAAUUGACGAGUUCCAGGAUAUGCAGCCUCAGUUGGUGACAUUUAUUGAAAAGUUGGUUGAAGGUGGAAACAAGCACAUUACUUUGGCGGGCGAUUCCAACCAGUGCAUAUAUGAAUUUUUAGGCUCUUCGCCCGAUAUAACACAGAAGUUUGUAUCAAGUUUAGGUUGGGAAACUGAAGAAAUUUGUUUGAAUGAAUCGUUUAGAUUGACGCCAGAGAAUCUUCACAUAUCAAAUAUGGUCAUAGACCAAAACAAACUUGUAUCCAAGAAAGAACCAUCAGCUGAGCCAACAGUGUACUCAUUGGUUUCAAAAUACGAUGAAUACAAUUACAUUGGCAGUGAGAUUGCGCGAUUGAUUUGCCAGCUGGGAGGGCUAUUGAAGUUUUCUGAUUUUAUGAUUCUUGCCUCUCAGAAUCGUGAGGUUGACAGUAUUAGCGAAUUCAUGACCAAUCAUUUUGGGUUUAAUGUGAAUAAGUACUCACUGAAUUCAGAGUGGGUGAAUUCGAACACACACGUGUUAAUUGACAUAUUAAGUAUAUUGAAUAAAGGCAGGGGUUCUGAUUUAGCAUUGCUUUGCACAUUGAUGAAGUUGGGAAGCUUGAAGCAGCUUAUACGUGAGCUAUAUUUGGGCUAUAGGUUGUCGCAAAGCACGUCUUUAGAGGACUAUUUGAAAUCCGAGUCAGCUAGUUGCAAAUUCAAUAGCAAACCGCGUAUUAAGUUCAAACGACAAAUUGAUUUGCUUUUGAAUGUGAUUGAAGAGGAGAGGAAGAAUCUUGGUGACGCCGUUUCUAUUAUGUCAAGUUUAGCAAGGAUUGUUAGGGAAACUGACAUCAUAACAUACUUGAACAAACCUUCCCGGGGCCAUAAAGACCAAGAAAACGAAAUCAAGUUGGUGAACAACCUCACUUCCUUUUAUGAGUCGUUGAGUUUGUCUUAUAAGAAAACCCCAUCGUUGGACUACUUUUUGAAUAACUAUCCAGAAGACGAGCCUGUGCUUGAAGAGCGUUCGAUUAAUGUGUCUACUGUUCAUAAGGCAAAGGGUUUAGAGUUCCCGGUUGUUUUUGUUACAAAUUUCCCAGGCUAUUUCGGUUCGGCAAACGAAAGGUUGUUGUAUGUUGCGUUGACACGAGCUAAAAACUUGCUAUACACGGGGUACCAGGGCAACACCUUUCAAGCUUAUAGUAGUAGUCGAGGGUUUGAAAUGAACAGAACAUGGAUCACUAAUGCCGCAAGAGAUUUAAAUAGAAGUGCUCCCUCUAAACAUUUGUUAAAUGCUAGCAUGCGUAUAUUAAAAACUAGUCGACUAAUUUAG